Molecule: messenger RNA, 357 nt
Organism: Pipistrellus nathusii (Nathusius's pipistrelle)
Lineage: Eukaryota; Metazoa; Chordata; Mammalia; Chiroptera; Vespertilionidae
Source: the annotation of a GenBank genome assembly
AUGGGGUGCUGUGGUUGUGGUGGCCGCUGCGGUGGCUGCGGUGGUGGCUGUGGUGGCGGCUGUGGCUGUGGUGGCUGCGGUGGCUGUGGUGGUGGCUGCGGUGGUGGCUGUGGUGGUGGCUGUGGUGGUUGCACCAGCUGCAGGUGCUACCGGGUUGGCUGCUGCUCCAGCUGCUGCCCCUGCUGCCGUGGCUGCUGUGGGGGCUGCUGCAGCGUCCCCGUGGUCUGCUGCUGCCGCCGCACCUGUGGCUGUGGCUCCUGUGGCUGUGGCUCCUGUGGCUGUGGCUGUGGGAAGGGCUGCUGUCAGCAGAAGUGCUGCCAGUGUAAGUGCUGCUGCCAGAAGCAAUGCUGCUGCUAG